AUGAAUCACAAACCUAGAGAGAAAGUUCUUGCUCACUUUCCAAACACAGCUGCUGAGUGCCAGCGAUAUGGCCCAGAUAUAACCAGCCAACCAAUUCCGGUGGUUCCUGCUGCUCAUUAUAUGUGCGGAGGAGUUCGUGCUGGGCUCCAAGGGGAGACAAAUGUGCGAGGACUUUAUGUGGCAGAUGAGGUUGCGUGCACAGGUUUGCAUGGAGCAAACCGCCUUGCUAGCAACUCGUUGCUUAAGGCACUAGUAUUUGCAAGAAGAGCUGUGCAGCCUUCAAUAGAUCAGAUGAAGAGCUGUCACAUUGGACAUGCUGCUUCUGAUUGGUGGGCUAGACCAGUUGUGCCAGCCCAGGUCACUCGGGAUCAAUAUAUUGGGCAAAAUCAAUUCUAG
Messenger RNA from Ilex paraguariensis (yerba mate), 396 nucleotides. The record is from the annotation of a GenBank genome assembly. NCBI's taxonomy places the organism in Eukaryota, Viridiplantae, Streptophyta, Magnoliopsida, Aquifoliales, Aquifoliaceae.